Gossypium raimondii (Peruvian cotton) is the source of this 453-nucleotide messenger RNA. RefSeq names its product protein MAIN-LIKE 2-like. The record is from RefSeq and is a predicted model, not a curated record. The transcript is spliced from 2 exons. The coding region runs from base 1 to 453 and encodes 150 amino acids. Lineage: Eukaryota; Viridiplantae; Streptophyta; Magnoliopsida; Malvales; Malvaceae. Gene Ontology annotation, biological process: meristem maintenance; meristem development.
AUGGCCAUCUCUUUAAUUCGUUUCGACGACAAGCAUAUUUCUGUCUCCCAAGCAGCAAUGGAGGAUGAUCGUGUUUUGGAAGGGUUCAUACAUAAUAUGGGAAAGCCUCCCAUCCCUCAAAUUCGUAGCUACUUGCAAAAGGCUGGAUUCUUGCAUACAUCUCACAUGGUCAGGGGCUGCAAACUCGAUCCUACACUAAUCAGCGCGCUGGUGGAAAGAUGGAGGCUCGAAACACACACUUUCCACCUUCUAUACGGCAAGUGUACAAUCACACUCGAGGACGUAGCGUUACAACUCAGUCUACCAGUGGAUGGGCCAGUUCUCACAGGAUCCGUGGUCGUUCUCAGUAAAGUGGACCUCUAUAAAGUAAUGUUGGGGAAGGUCCCGAACAGGUUUGACAGUGGUCGAAUAUCGAUUAACUGGUUAGAGGAUAAUUUCGAAAAGCUUCUUUAA